AUGAAAUUGCUGCGCUUCCCUGGGAGACUCCAAUCAAUCAAGCGCGAGAACGAGGAUACUAUUGACGACAUCAGAUCGUCGAUCAUUGAGUUCCUUGCUGACAUCAUCAACCAAGAGAGGUCGGACGCGGUGGACACCCUGCUCGAGCCGAAGCAGGCGGUCGAAGAUCUGGAGGCGGCGGCGGGAGACGAGGGGGCGCCGCUGUUCGGCGGCGACGGGGACGGGCGCGGCGGCGACGGCGCCGGCGGCUCGCGGAGCGGCUCGAGGACGCCCAAGCCGUCGGCGGCGGAGGCGGCGGCGGCGACGCUGCAGUCGCCCGAGGCGGCCAUCGCCGUGGCGGCGCACCUGGCGGAGGCCUCCAGGGCGCGGGCAGACGAGAGUGAAGAGGACGGCGCAGAGGGCGAUGAAGGGCCUGAGCAGCAGCAGAAGCCCAACAAGCAGCAGCAGCAGAAGCACAAGAACCAGAAAAAGAAGCAGGAAAAGGCCGAGCAGAAGGCUAAAAAGGAGCGGGAGGAGGUGGGGGAGGGCGAGGGCGAGGGCAGCAACGAGGACGAAGACGAGCACGAGCAGGCGCCGCCGCGGCCGCCGCCGGUGUCAGUCAGCCUGAUGCGGCUGACAGAGGACUCUGUCGAGCUGUUUGUCAAGGCGGAGCUGCUGCUCGUGUCCCAGACGCCGGGUGACGCCGAGCGCAAGGUGGAGGACGCGCUUAUGAGGGCCAGCCACCUCAUCCGCACAGAGUACGGCGGCACCGUCAUCACCGAAUCCCCCGUAAUGUGA
This is a messenger RNA of Monoraphidium neglectum, 777 nucleotides long. RefSeq lists its product as hypothetical. The record is from RefSeq and is a predicted model, not a curated record. NCBI's taxonomy places the organism in Eukaryota, Viridiplantae, Chlorophyta, Chlorophyceae, Sphaeropleales, Selenastraceae. Bases 1 to 777 code for a protein of 258 amino acids. The transcript is spliced from 4 exons.